Messenger RNA from Pararge aegeria (speckled wood butterfly), 978 nucleotides. RefSeq lists its product as uncharacterized. Lineage: Eukaryota; Metazoa; Arthropoda; Insecta; Lepidoptera; Nymphalidae. Bases 1 to 978 code for a protein of 325 amino acids. The record is from RefSeq and is a predicted model, not a curated record. The transcript has a single exon.
AUGAAUACACGACAUAUAAGCGUACUUCAGGCGAACUUAAACCACUCUGCGGGGUCUCAGGACCUCCAACUGCAGUCCGCCGCGGAGUUGUCCAUUGAUAUAAUAGCGGCUUGUGAGCCAUACUAUGUCCCUAUGUAUGGUUGGAGACAUGUGUGGCUCGGUAGUCGUGGUCCACCACAAGGUGCCCACAUCACCGUCCAGGGUGUUCAGGUGGAAAUAAAGGCCCAGAUGAAGUAUCUUUGCCUCUCCCUAGACGGUCGGUGGAGUUUUAGAAGGCACUUCGAGCUGCUUGCGCCCAGAUUCGUUGGAGCGGCAGCCGCUCUGAGAAGGCUCUUGCAUAACGUAGGGGGGCCGGACUCAGCCUGCAGACGUCCGUAUGUGGAUAUAAUAAGGAGUAUGGCACUGUACGGAACUCCAAUAUGGGUGCACGCACUGCCGCCGCAGAACAUUAUACUUCUGCGGCGACCACAGCGUGUAAUCGCAGUGCGUGCGAUACGGGGCUACCGUACUGUGUCUUGGACAGCAUCCACACUUCUAGCUGGUGACCCGCCGUGGGACUUGCAGGCUGAGGUGCUUCGCUACCGGUCAAGCAUGAGGACACAAGGGGAAAGACCAGGUCUUGAGGAGAUUGGGAGACUCCGUACCCUCGGGAGGGAGGUCCUGGUCCAAAGAUGCAGAGAAGACCUUGAGUCCCCAGUAGCGGGCAUCUGGACGGUGGAGGGCAUCCGGCCGCACUUAGAGCCGUGCCUGAAGCGGCGCCAUGGCCCGCUGUCAUAUCGUCUCGUGCAGAUACUUACCAGACAUGGCUGUUUAGGUAAAUACUUGCAAGGGAUCUUGAGGUGGGAAGUCUCGCCGUAUUGCCACGAAUUUGGUGCGCCUGAAGACACGGAGCUCCACACUAUACUCCACACGCGUGAUGGGCGCCGCAAAGACACGCAAUGGUGUCACUCCUGGAUAGUGACCUCUCGCUGUUAUUAA